Colletotrichum fioriniae is the source of this 1437-nucleotide messenger RNA. NCBI's taxonomy places the organism in Eukaryota, Fungi, Ascomycota, Sordariomycetes, Glomerellales, Glomerellaceae. The record is from RefSeq and is a predicted model, not a curated record.
AUGUCUUUGAUCAAGACGAUUCAUCAAGCUUGCGAAGAUCAUGCAUUAGCCAAGAAUAUCGACCUCUUGAGUAUGGCUCACUUUACGCCGGCGACACAAGCGCUGGAAGGACUCGCAGGGGUCUCUAUCGAGGAUAUUGUCGCGGUUGGCGCGCGUUUGGGCAAUCCAAAGUCGAAGGCAGAAGACUGGGAAGCGCUGGGGUGGCUGCUAUCUCGACCUUGGUUCACGCGAGUUUGGUGCGUGCAAGAAAUCGUUCUAGCCCGUUCUUCAAGAGUCUGCGUCGGCUCUGAAUCCUUAGAUUGGGUCAAGCUGGGAGUUACGGCUGCCUGGUUAAGCGAGCAGCAUCUUGUGAACGACUACGAUGUGCCGGCGGAGAUCGAAGGUAUGCCAUUUGACAACGCGCAUGCCAUGUUCAACACAAGCGACGUGCCAGAGUCUACUUUCUUGGAAAUUCUCAUUGCUUUUCGGGAUCACCAAGCCACCAAUUUGAGGGACAAGGUCUAUGGGCUGUUGGGACUCAUGCGCGCAGAGGACCUCGAGUUUUUCCCUCCUGUAGACUACCGAAAAAGUGUGGCGGAGGUUUACGCCGAUGUUGUCAUUACUGCUGUCAAAGGCAGUAACUCGUUGGCUUCUCUGUGUUAUGUCCAACACGGAAUCGAGUACAACCAGACCGAUGUUCCUUCCUGGGUACCAAGAUGGGAUGUGAGCGGCGACGUUUCAACCAUUCUCGAUAGUCGAUCCCUGACAGCCUGGAAUGAAGGCGACAAGCAUGGUCUUCCAGACCUGACAAACUUCGCUCCAUCAUCGGAAGGCAAGCUAUUCUUGUCUGGUGUCAGGUUCGACACCAUUACUUGGAUAACUCGCGCUCUGGACGUUCAAGACUUCAAGGAGAUAUCCACGGGGUCUGUAGCGUCACCUCAUCCAAUGCUAGAUCUAUGGAACCGAUCUCAAUUCAAAGAUUCGCUCAUGGCCGUGUUGAUGGUGGCACUCACUCUGACUGCUGGAGUUACUGAUGGGUACGAGCGCGUCGAAGAGCUCGAAUCAUCUGACGACCGUGAACAGUUUCACGCAGACUACCUCACAUACAUACACAACUUACUUGAGAUUUCUGGCCUAGAGUCUCCUACUUUCGAGCCUCUUAACAUCGCGUUGAGUGACGGGAACGCCUCACGAUUCAGAGUCGCAGCGUCCCGCGCUUGCGACCAGCGACGUGUAUUUGAGACAGUAGAGGGGUUCUAUGGACUAGGGCCAGCCUGCGCAAGAGAAGGAGAUGUAGUUGUGAUGUUGUACGGUGGUCCGAUUCCGUUCGUUCUUAGAGAAGUUGACAACGGAUGGUGGCUACUGGGCGACUGUUUCAUCGACCCGCUCAUGCCCGAGGCUGCUGACGACACGAUUAGAGCAAGGUUUGGUGAGGGGGAAGCCUUUAUGCUUGUCUAA